Fusarium redolens is the source of this 2815-nucleotide messenger RNA. RefSeq names its product kinase-like domain-containing protein. Bases 473 to 2461 code for a protein of 662 amino acids. The record is from RefSeq and is a predicted model, not a curated record. The transcript has 3 exons. Gene Ontology annotation, molecular function: protein serine/threonine kinase activity; ATP binding. NCBI's taxonomy places the organism in Eukaryota, Fungi, Ascomycota, Sordariomycetes, Hypocreales, Nectriaceae. Gene Ontology annotation, biological process: intracellular signal transduction; peptidyl-serine phosphorylation. Gene Ontology annotation, cellular component: spindle pole body.
GUCGAUUUGAAGGGACAGCCAAUAGCGUUUUAAGUGGGGUCCUGCCCGAUUACUUGUAAGUUGUUGAUCAGAUCUUCAUCGAGCAUCUAGGUUCUUGCCGUUCAGGCCUGUCCUCUCCGAUUUAUUGUUCUUAUUGAGAGUCAGCUUCCAUUUGACUUAAAUUUUAUCAAGCUCCAUCAUCGUCGGUAAACUCGCUUUCUUAGCACCCAUAUAAAUCUUCUUUAUUGAAUUUUACUUCCACUGCCAAUUCAGUGUUGAUUGUUAUUCUUAUCUCUUCCCCACUCGCCGCCUGUCCAAGCCCAAGCUAAACAAAACAGAGUCCACCCACUAGUCUACCCCUCGACUCCAACUCCAGCUCACAUCGCGACAACUAAACAUCCCCACCAUACACUGCAUCGCUGAGCCAUUCUCCUUCUUCUUCAAUAUUCUCUCGCUCAAUUAAGCAAACACCCUCGGAAGAAGAUAAGCAGCCAUGGCUAGCUUUAUGUCCAGUUUCUUCCCUGGAGGGAAAGAAAAGAAUCCGGCCAGCGAAAAUGGCAGUUCGCGACCUGCUACGCCAUCCGCCAGGGUGGACAACUUCCUCAACCCCGCGAGCACACCUCAAGGUAGCCCGAGCAAGAAGACCAACCCUCCUGGCUCACAUGACCUCCCAUCUGCCUUCGAGAGUGCCUUAACACUCAAUCCUCCCGUCAUGGAACCACCUCUCAAGUUGGGCCGCCCUCAAAGCGCUGUGACCCCGCUAUCACCUGGCAAGACCAAGGUUCAGCCCCUCGACGAGUCCAACGUCAAUGUCGAUGAAAGUGUCGUCCAUAAGACGCGGCCUGGGAGCCCUCACAAGAAACAAGGCCAGGAGAACACACCCCCUACCUCUCGAUUGGCUGGCACCGAUUCUCCCCACCAACAUAGCCAUGCUGCCGUUACCCGCCAACAACACUAUGAGCACAGAGACCGACCAAACACGCCUGCGACGAAGAAAUUCAACACAGCUCGAGGUCUGACACCCGAAGAGCGAGAGAUUCUUCAGAAGCCUAACGUUAAGCGACUCGUCAAUGUUACUCAGCUUUACUUCCUUGACUAUUACUUUGACCUCCUUACCUAUGUUGGAUCCAGACAAAAGCGACUAGCAGCCUUUAAGAACGAAUACCCCCCGCCCCCAGAGACUGACGAGCAGACGCACAACCAAAUGUGGACCAAGUACACAGGACGAGAACGUGCCAACUUGCGCAAGCGUCGAGUUCGACUUCGACACGGCGACUUCCAGAUUUUGACUCAAGUUGGUCAAGGUGGAUACGGUCAGGUUUUCUUGGCUCAAAAGAAAGACACUCGUGAAGUUUGUGCCCUCAAAGUCAUGAGCAAGAAGUUACUGUUCAAGCUUGACGAAGUCCGUCACGUUUUGACGGAGAGAGAUAUUCUGACCACCGCCCAAAGCGAGUGGCUCGUUAGACUCCUCUACUCUUUCCAGGAUGAAAAAAGUAUUUAUCUUGCCAUGGAGUACGUGCCUGGCGGCGACUUCCGCACCCUGCUUAACAACACCGGUGUGUUAUCCAACCGCCAUGCCCGUUUCUAUAUCGCCGAGAUGUUCUGUUCAGUUGACGCCCUGCACCAGCUGGGCUACAUCCAUCGAGAUCUCAAGCCCGAGAACUUCCUUGUCGAUUCUACAGGACACAUCAAGUUGACCGACUUCGGCCUUGCCGCAGGUGUGCUCGCCCCGUCUAAAAUCGAGUCAAUGCGCAUCAAGCUGGAAAAGGCAUCCGAAAGUUCAGUUCCCUUCGGCAAGCCCAUGGAUCAGCGAACCGUGGCUGAACGUCGAGAGAGCUACCGGACAAUGCGCGAGAACGAUGUCAACUAUGCCAAAUCCAUUGUGGGAUCGCCUGACUACAUGGCCCCAGAGGUCCUUAGAGGGGAGGAAUAUGACUUCACGGUGGACUAUUGGAGUCUGGGUUGCAUGCUGUUCGAGGCACUCACUGGAUUCCCUCCUUUCGCGGGUUCCACCCCGGAUGAGACAUGGCGUAAUCUGAAGCACUGGAAGGAGGUGCUGAAGAGGCCUGUAUGGGAGGACCCCAACUACUUCCUGAGCAACAGAACUUGGAACUUCAUCUGCACAUGCAUCAACUCUCGCACAAGACGAUUCUCGAAUAUCAAAGAUAUCUAUGCUCACCACUAUUUUGCCGAAGUUGAAUGGGAUGUUUUGCGACAAACUCGUGCGCCAUUUGUUCCUGAGCUGGACUCGGAAACUGAUGCGGGCUACUUCGAUGACUUUACCAACGAGGCUGACAUGGCCAAGUACAAGGAGGUUCAUGACAAGCAACAAGCCCUAGAGACAAUGGCUGAACGCGAAGACCAAAUGAGCAAGAGUCUCUUUGUCGGAUUCACGUUCAGACAUCGCAAACCUGCAACAGAAGAAGGCGGGAGCCCCAGAAAGCGCAUUCCCACUGAUGAGACGUUUGGGACGAUGUUCUAGGACGAGCCCCAAACUCCUCAGAGUGUGGUUGGCUGGCGAGGUUUUGUCAACAGGGGGAAAGCCCUCUUUUGAAGUGAUACGAGCGGGUUGCCCUGGGACCAUAUUUUCGGGCCUUAGUGUGUGACAUGCAUACCAUCACGAGGAUUCUUGAUGCCUUUGUUGGUACUUGAACCUCCCAUUGCUUUUCUUCGAUGUUGCUGUAUUAUCACUUCCGAUCUUGUGUUCGGUGCUGCAAGUUCUGCAGUUCUGUUUUUGUGCUAUUCGUUUUCGGCAGGCAGGAGUUCUAUACGGACCAGGUUUUUGUGUACGGUCCGCUGGUAUGGAGUCUGAGAGUUGUCAGGCUGCCCACGAUAG